Uloborus diversus is the source of this 1105-nucleotide messenger RNA. RefSeq names its product dynein axonemal light chain 4-like. NCBI's taxonomy places the organism in Eukaryota, Metazoa, Arthropoda, Arachnida, Araneae, Uloboridae. The coding region runs from base 274 to 591 and encodes 105 amino acids. The record is from RefSeq and is a predicted model, not a curated record. Gene Ontology annotation, molecular function: dynein light intermediate chain binding; dynein intermediate chain binding. The transcript is spliced from 5 exons. Gene Ontology annotation, biological process: microtubule-based process. Gene Ontology annotation, cellular component: dynein complex.
UGCUUGCUUGAACAGAACUGAACGUGAUACUUCAUUCCGUUUAGUAACAAUUAGAUAACUAUAGAAUGUGAAUUGAAAUCUCACAUUAAGUUUAGUGAAAGAAAAUGUUUUUCAUCUUUUAAAAGUUGAAACAAAUUUAUGAGUCCCAAAUUAACGUUUUAAAUGCCUAACGAUAUGUACUGAAAGAGCAGGACUUCUUGCUUUAACCUCGUUAUAUUUUUUAAAUUGAUAAGUUUUGGAUAUUUUCUCUAAAUGUAAAAAUAUUGCUUGGAAAUGAAUGAACUAGUUAAAGAGAAAGAUGUUAACAAUAAGAAAAACAUUUAUAAUUAUCCAUUGUUAAAGGAAUCAGACAUGUCAGAAGAAAUGAAAUCUGACACAAUGGAUUUGUGCAUAACAUCUUACGAGAAGUAUUCUACUGACCAUGAGAAAGUUGCAAGAUUGAUAAAAGAAACUUUGGAUCAAAAAUAUGGAGCUCCUUGGCAUGUUGUGGUUGGUGAAGCAUUUGGAUUACAAGUAUCUCAUGAUGCAAAGCAUCUAAUGUACAUGUUUUUGGCUGGAAACAAAGCUAUAUGUGUGUGGAAAUGUUCCUAAUGACAACAAGAUAAAGGGACCGCCCAAAAUUCCAGAAUUGAUUUCCCAUUCGAAGAAGAUUUCGACUAUUUGGUGCUUAAUAAGAAAAAGGGAGGCUUGGAGUUCCCUGUACAGAAAAAUUUUGAAAUUUAAGGGUGUAUUUUCGAAAAAAACAAUUGCUUGUUAUCUUUGGUUUCUUGAAGGGAAAGGAUGAGAUUCAGGAAUUCUCCCUGUCGUUUUUUGAUAUUAGAGCUUCAAAAACGCAAUUUUAGAUAUCUUUAGUCAGGGUGGCGACAGGAACUGUGAAAAAAAGUUCCCUGACUUUCCCUGAUUAAGUUCACCACAUUUCCCUGAUUUACAUUACCAAUAAUAAUGGUUUUCUUUCUUUGCUCUACUUGAAAUCCAUUGUAUGUUUGUAUAAAAUGCAGUAUUGUAAACAUAUCAAGUCAAUUUUUUUGAAAAAAAACCCCUACGAAACAGUAUAUUAAAUUUUUCUACAUGGAAAGAUUAGAGAAAAUUAAAAAAAAAAAAAACU